Molecule: messenger RNA, 225 nt
Organism: Babesia bigemina
Lineage: Eukaryota; Apicomplexa; Aconoidasida; Piroplasmida; Babesiidae
Exons: 2
Coding region: 1-225 (74 amino acids)
Source: RefSeq, a predicted model, not a curated record
AUGGAACAGGAGGAUAAGGAAGAUGAUGACGAAAACAAUUAUUGGAGUCAUAACAGUGGUGGAAGUGGAAGCAUGGAGGGUUCGACGGGACUGGGUAUAUUAGGCGCAACGACAGAAUCAUAUAUGUCGGGAAAAGGGGGCCAUAUAAUCAUGAAAGACGUCUUAUUUCUAGAGAGUGACGUCUAUGAGCCCCAGCCGCCGCGCCUCUUGGAAAGGCCGAGGUGA